Messenger RNA from Capronia coronata CBS 617.96, 579 nucleotides. RefSeq lists its product as uncharacterized. The record is from RefSeq and is a predicted model, not a curated record. The transcript has a single exon. NCBI's taxonomy places the organism in Eukaryota, Fungi, Ascomycota, Eurotiomycetes, Chaetothyriales, Herpotrichiellaceae. The annotation marks the transcript as partial.
GGGAACACGAUAUUUCUUGGACUUGGUGCAUCGGGAUUGCCAGUGACGAAACCGUAUGGCUGGCUUCGGUCGUUGGUUGCCAUCAUCUCAUUCACUGUCGGCUGUUUCUCAUUCUCUCUGAUGCGGAAUUCGAGGCCACGAAGUCGUGGCAUGCUGUCCCUAUUGUUCAUGAUACAAGGAGCUCUUCUGACAGUAGCGGCUGUGCUUGUGCAGACCAAGGUGGUGCCGGACACAUCAGAAGGUUCCGAAUCAAUGAAAGUUCUGAUUGCUUUGGUCUUCUUGGGAUUCCAGGCUGGUGGACAGGUUUGGGCAAGUGAAGUUCUAGGCUUCAAGGAAAUCCCGACCACGGUUUUGACCAGUGUUUACUUUGGCCUUGCUUCAGACGUCAGGUUUCUACAUGGACUGAGUAAGAAUCCUUCCAGGAAUCGACGGUUGGGAGCAAUUUGUGCCUUGCUUUUGGGUGCCAUCUCAGGCGGUUGGCUUAGUCGAAGUCGAGCAGGGAUACCAGGGGUCUUUUUCGUUGCCGCUGGUGUGAAGUUCAUCAUAUCCGCGGCAUGGUUGACUUGGUCCGCGCAUCCC